This is a messenger RNA of Solanum dulcamara, 1755 nucleotides long. RefSeq lists its product as uncharacterized. The transcript is spliced from 4 exons. NCBI's taxonomy places the organism in Eukaryota, Viridiplantae, Streptophyta, Magnoliopsida, Solanales, Solanaceae. The record is from RefSeq and is a predicted model, not a curated record. The coding region runs from base 621 to 995 and encodes 124 amino acids.
UCAAUAAAUGAAAGAGCAAACAUGAAAAAAGUUUCAAACAUCUAUCUUGAAUUUUGAACAAUAAGUAUUUUGAAUAAUGAAAAAUUCCUCAAAAAUUCACUUAAUAUGAAAUGGAGUAACUAGCAGAGAAGAGUGUUGUUUACACUUUCCAAGACCACCAUCUACAUUAAUCUCUCACUAUUUAGCUUCAAAUGUUGAUCCACAAAAAAAAUGAGAAAAAUAGAUCUCAAUGAGUUAUUUUUAAAUUUCUAUAUGUUAUUUCUGCAGAGACAAAUGAAUGGGGUGUCUCUAGGUGAGUCUCAUGGCAGACCAGAUACCGGGACAAAGACGUUGAGGAAGUGCAAUGAUGGUGAAGGAGCUGAUCAUGUUAUUCCGAUUGAUGUUGACUUGAGUGAAAGUCUUAGUAAUAUUAUUUUUAUCGAGGUCCCUGAAUCGACACACAAGAAGUUUCGAGGUAACAUAAUCUUCAUGAUGAUGAUGAAAGCAAUGAGAACUGUAUUACUACCCAAAGAGAAAGGAUCAAGGAGACCUCUGAAUAUAAAAAGGCAUUAGAGGAAGAAUUGGCGUCUAGGCAAAAAGCGUUGGCGAUUCAGGUAGAAGAAGCCAAGAAGUUGAAGCUGAUGAUGAGAAGAAAGAAGGCUGAAAGUAUGCGAUUAUUAGAAGUGGAGAAGAGACAAAAGCAGCGCGUGCAGGAAAUGAGAGAAACUCAAAAGAAGGACGUAGAGAAUAUGAGCUUGAAGGAGCAGCUACGAGUUGAAGUUCAGAAGGAACUCAGUAAGAUUGAAAUGACAUGUCAUAAUAUGGCAUCGGUGUUGUGUGGAUUGGGAAUCACUGUUGGUGAUGGCACUAGUCAUGAGGUGCGCGUUGCUUACAAAAAAGCAUUGCUGAAAUUUCACACUGAUACUUCACAAUCUGAUAUACGACAGCAAGUUGAAGCUGAGGAGAAAUUUAAGCUUAUUUCUCGAAUGAAGGAUAAAUACGUACCAACCUUAUGACUUUAACAUUAGGAGAUAUAAAUGUAGUUUAUUCUCAAGAAAAAAAUUACAUAAAUAGAUCAACAUUCUAUUGCAUUUGAGACUUUAACUCAAUUUUCUAUCCAUAUUUCUCCCUUCACAUGUGCAGGGCAACUUGGACAAGCUAAAAUUCAGCUGUAUUAUUUGCAAUCUGCUGGGACUUAAAAAUAAGCAACGAGUUGCAUCACCGCAUCGUUUUUCUGACUAUUUUUCCAUUAAGUUUAUUGUAACAAACCUGAAUUCCUCACUAUAUUAACAAGACUAGGACACGAUUACAACUUUAGAAUUGCAAUUGCAAUAUUUAAACUACUGAAUUACAGUGAAAAUAUUGAAAUUACAAGUAACUAAAGGAUAUAGCUAAGAAUGGAGAUGAGAGGAAUCAGACUCUUUGCUCAAUAAUAUGCAUAAUACUUCUUUCUAAACCAUAGUCCCAUUAACUAGUUGUACUUAAUAGGCCAAAUCAACCUUCGGGGAGGCGUUUUGGUCCUAUUACUUCUUCUUAGCCCAAUAACUGAUUCUGUGACAUCCAUGUUCAUAUUGGGCUGGGGUUGAUUCAUAACAUUAACUGUUCCCACAAAUAAUAUAUCGUUAUGAUAAGUGACUUUAUGUAAUGAUUAAUUUAGUGUGACCACAUGAUUACCUUUUCUUUUACUUUUCAUCUUACCCUUAGUGGUUAACGUCUUACUAAAAGUCCAAUGUAUAUCUAAAAAAAGAAACAACUGGCAAAAUGUACAUCUUCAUA